Rhizophagus irregularis DAOM 181602=DAOM 197198 is the source of this 364-nucleotide messenger RNA. The record is from RefSeq and is a predicted model, not a curated record. NCBI's taxonomy places the organism in Eukaryota, Fungi, Glomeromycota, Glomeromycetes, Glomerales, Glomeraceae.
GUAUACUAUAUUUCAAAAAGGAAAAUUUUAUUCAGUUAUUAAAUUUAUGUCAACUAUUGCAAUCUUUCAAGGAUGUGCCAAUAUAGUAAUUAUUUUAUAUCAAAGGGAUAAAAUUAAUUCAAUCGUUAAAUUUGCAAGUAUCCCAAUUGUCUCACUGACAAGUACAUCAACUGUUAUUAGUAGUUCAAUUAGUAUUAAUCUUUCUUUCCAAUAUGUAAUUAAAUUUUUUGUUAUAUUUUUUCUUUUGUUCAUUCUUUUGUUAUUUAUAAAUAAUUUCUUUAAAAUAGACUUAAUUAAAUUUAGAUUUAUUCUUGGUCUUGUAAUUUAUAUUUACCAAUUAUAAUUUAUCCGAGAUUUUUAUUUA